AUGAUCGAGUCCGAAGUGGGAUUUGCUGGCUCGGCUGGUGCGGUUAGUCUGGCCGUUGAGUUCGCCAGAGAACAGGGCCUUCUGAACAACAUUAAUCUUACGUAAGAUUGCCUUUUUUAGAUUUCUUUUAUUUACUAGUAAUCUGUCGGGAAAAUAAUGAGCAUAGAAAAUCGCACCGCUGCUAAAAAAGUGAAUUGUAUCAAGGCAAAGUCAAAUUUCCUUUCACUUCAGCGACGCGAUCGACUCAACGACAUUUUGCUCAUUAUUUUCCCGACAGACUGACAUAAAAUUUUACUUCAAAGUUACAGGUUUGAAUGGAGAUUUUCGGAUGGAGAAGACUCCAGUGCCGCAGGGUAUGCGACACAAAUGCUCUAUGGUUCGCGGGUGCAUGCAAUUUUUGGGCCAGUCAAGUCCACGGAACAAGUGCCAGUCAAUGCGUUGGCCUCGUACAAUUACGUUCCACAUUUCAUUUGGGGCAAACCUUGUCCGUACAGCUUCAAAGAGGACCCUGACACAUUCAAUUCCACCGUGGCUAUGAGUGGAACCGCCUUGGGGUAAGCGCAAAUAAGCAAAUAAGUUAGGCGGACUAUAUAUCUGUCCGUCGGGAAAAUAAUGACUCUGUCGCAUCGAAAAUCGCAUCGCUGAAGAAAAAAAUCAUUGUGUCGCGGCAAAAUCAAAUUGCUUUUCACUCAGCGACGCGAUUAGCGCAGCGACAUUGCUCUCAUUAUUUUCCCGACAGACAGAUAAUUUUUUGAUAUUACGAUUUUUCAAAAGUGCAAAAAGUCGGCGCACUUUUGAAAAAUCGUAAUAUGCCUGUGCCUAAAAGUCUGUCGGGAAAAUAAUGUGGACUUGUCGCGCCUUGGAAUCGCCUAUUAUCGUUUUGCGACGUCUCGCCGCGGCCGAAGAUUCAGUCAGAGACUGCGAUGAUUUUUUUGCGACAAAUCCACAUUAUUUUCCAGACAGUUUGAUAGUAUAAAAGAAUUAUGAAUAAAAUUCCAAACCCCCCAUUUCUUCAGGAGUGUAGUAUCGAUGAUCCAUGUGUGCGAUAAGUAUCAAUGGUCCACACUGGCCUUCCUUUUUAUGCAGCCCGACAACCCUGAGGAAUAUCUGCCUUAUUGUGGGUCAGUGGCCAGUACAAUUGAUGUAAGUGGCGACAGCGGGUGUUACCUGUCUGUUGGGAAAAUAAUGAGCACAAUGUCGCUGUCGGGCGCUGAAGUGAAAAGAAAUUUGAUUUUGCCGCAACACAAUUCAUUUUCUCGAUGGUGACGCGAUUUUCGAUGCGACAGAGUGCUCAUUAUUUUCCCGACAGGCGGAAAUUUAAAAUUUUCCUUUUUUCCAGGACGCUCUCAACAAAUACAGCAAGAACAUUACAAUUGCAUACAAAAGAGAGAUCACCAAUCGAACCCUCACCAAUUACAAGCGAAUCUUGAGCAGUAUUGACAAGGUCGCGAGGAGUAAGUGGCGUCAACAAGAAGACUUGCAAAAUCAAUUUUAGUAACCGUUGUGUGCUUUGACAAUGACUACGAGAAACGUCAGCUGAUGCUGGCCGCAAGCGAGCUGCGCAUGAUCGGUGGGGACUAUCUGUAUCUGUUCAUGCAAAGCGAUGGAUCCGCCUACAGUAAGAAUGCCUUGGUUAACUAACGGGGGAAGCGACUGAAGCGUGGCGUUUCACUUGACACAAGUUUGAAUCAAUUUUUUCUAAGAGAUAUGCCAGAUUCCUAGUUCGCGCUUUGCAAAAAUUAACUGAGAUUUUCAGGCCAAAAGUUGGAAAGAUUCGGCACUUUUUUGAACUUCGAAACGGAAAUUUUCAUACCUAGUUCUACCGUAGAGACUAUCGUUCCCACAAAAAAAAAUUUUUUUGUCCGCGUAAACCUAGAAAGGUACGGUCAAAAAAAGUUUUCAUUCUGAUCGCUCUCCGCGCUUCGUGUACUCUCUCGGCCGCAAAGAUCGGACUUUGCGAGCGGACUAGUAGAUCAGCCAGGAACACAACUUGAUUUCAGGGACACCUCCGCUGUGGGAUGGCGAUGAUGGGCGAGAUGACGAGGCCAAAACCGCCUUCAUGUCCACUUUAAUUGUAAGUUAUUGCUAUCUGAAUUAAUUCUCAAAUCCCAGAUCGACAAACCGACUGCGAUUUUGUCAGCCGACUAUAACGAACGGGUAACGGAACUGGUCAAGGAGUACCCUUGGUAUUGCGAUAACUGCUCAACUGCUACAGGAAAUGUAGGUUAUCAGUCUGUCGUGAAAAUAAUGAGCACAAUGUCGUUGCUCUGACUGCGUCGCAGAAGUGAAAAGCAACUCGAUUUUGUCGCGACACAAUUCAUUUUCUCGGCGUCGAUGCAAUUUUCGAUGCGACAUUGUGCUCAUUAUUUUCCCGACAGACUGAAAAAAAGGCCCUUUAUCGAUGAUACAAUUCAAUUUCUCAAGGCCUCAAGUCUAAGCUACUACUUGGGAGACGCUGUGCUUAUAUAUAUCGCUGCGAUCAAUCGUACCAUCCAGCAAUACCAGACCGAUCUCAAUCUUCAAGCAAUUCUGCGCAACUCCUCGUAUGUCCUGCCAAAUAUGCCUGUGCAAAUGCCAAGUAAGACUGGCAGCUAUGAAAAGUUUCAAAGCGCCAAGGAGUGUCUAAUUCCACGACAAUUUCAGGCGUAGAAGGAGACAACGUGCUCAUCUUCAACGGCAGAAUAAGAGGGGUAAUCAAUGCGCUCUACGGUUUAGAUACUGGAGGCUCACAAAAUAUAUGGGCGACCAUUACCAGUUCCAACAAUAGCUCAAUCUUUGUAAGUCACAUCCUAACAAAUUUUGGACUGAAAAGUUUCAUGCCUACGUAUUUCUACCGUGAGGUUAUCAUCAUCCCAAGGACGGCACCUACAGUGGGGGACAUGAUCCAGUGGCAAAAAACGUAGCAUUUUGCAUCCGGGAAGCAUUUAAAAAUGUGGCAAAAUGCUUCCCUCUCCACGUGGAAAAGCUCCGAUUUCAAAAGCGCGCCCGCUCUUUUUGCGAGGGAAAGGGCGCGCCCUUCAAAACGGAGUUUUUUCACUUGAAGAGGGAAGUAUUUUGCCACAUUUUUGAUACUUCCCGAAUGCAAAAUGGCAUGUUUUUUUGCCACUGGAUCAGGUCCUUCACUGUAGCCUUCCGUUGCUACUGUAAUUUUUCGCUUUCAGAACCUAGACUCCUUCAUGCCCAACUACACGUCCGGUUCGGACUCCAUUUGGGCGGUUCGUGGCGGUCAUCGACCCUUAAACGAGCCGGAAUGCGGCUACGAAGGCAAUGAAUGCGCAGCGCCGGCGUGGACCUACGUUGUCAUCAGCGGCGCCAGCGUUAUCCUCUUUAUCACGCUGCUGCUGUUGCUCAGCGGGUGCGUUUUGUGGUUUCAGCGGCGGCAACGACAAAGGCUGAAUGCUUUAUGGCAAGUAGACUAUGCGAUGCUGAUGAAACCGGACCGAAUGGUGGGUGAUUUUGUUGGCUUUCUUUGGUUAAAAAAGAAGCUAAACUUUUUCUAUGGGAUUCAUCCUCAAGCAGGACAUUUCAGCUUGGUGCGAAAAGCCAACGCUCAAUCAGCAACAGUUUUUCGUUCACAAACCCGGAGAACGGAAGCUACGACAACAUUCAACUGUUCUACUAUCAAUACGAGCUUGUGGUCGGACGGAAGUUCCAGAUUUUCAAUCUAAACACCGCAAUUGAAGCCGAGUUGCGGGAAAUACGACUUUUAGACCACCCACAGUUGAAUCGAUUCCUUGGGCUCACUUAUAACGGACAAAUCGGUUAUCAACUGUAUCGGUAUUGCGAGAGAGGGACUAUUGAGAACGUCAUAGACGAGUACAAGGACCGGAUUGACGACAGGAUCGUGAACAGCAUGAUCAUGAACGUCGUUGAGGUGAAUCAGAACGCUGCCUGUUUUAUCAGGUUGUCGGGAAAAUAAUGAGCACAUUGUUGCGUCGAAAAUCACAUCGCCGGCGAGAAAAUGAAUUGUGCCGCGGCAAAAUCAAACUUCUUUUCACUUCAGCGACUCGUCUGGCACAGCGACAUUGUCCUCGUCGCUGAAGUGAAAGGCGAUUUGAUUUUGUCGCGACACAACUCAUUUUUUUGCGAUUUUCGAUGCGACUUCGCACUCACUAUUUUCCCGACAGACUGAUACUAAUAAUAUCGGAUUUCAGGGCUUGUCAUACAUCCACAGCUCACCUUAUGGCGCGUUGGGCUGUCUGAACGCCGAGUCUUGCCUAGUGGACGACAGAUUUCAAGUGAAGCUGCAAUACUACGGCAUGGAUGUGAUCAAGCAGAACACCAAAGUCGCUUUGACUAAUAAAAGUGAGUCACUCUUUCCACAUACAGUGGGGGCGUGAUCCAAUGGCAAAAAACGUACCAGUUCCACCCGGGAAGUAUCAAAAAUGUGGCAAAAUACUUCCCUCUCCAAGUGAAAGAACUCCGCUCUUUUCGUGAGGGAAAGGGCGCGCCCUUCAGAAGGAGGCAUUUUGCCACAUUUUUGAUGCUUCCUGGAUGCAGAAUCUGGAUCGGGUUCCCCACUGUAUGUACACUGCUCGACAAAAUUAUAAAUGCACUUCUAAAAUCGCUGUAACUUUUUUGGUUUUCAGUAAAACUGUCCCAUAUUUGGCCCAAAUGUGUACCAGUGUACUACAAAUCGUGUGCCAAAAAAUUAUUUUGAAAACUUUCCACAAUUUGGCAAAAGGUAAAAAAACCGAAAUUUUGGUGAUUUUCUUUGCGACAAAAUUAUAAAUUCGCGCAAUGUUUUGCCAUUUUCUUGCCGUUGGCGCUGAAGCAAAGUAAGUUAUUUGGCUUAGUGGUUUCCUUAGGGGUCCUUCUGGCAUGCUACGACGAAAAACAGUGACAGAAUUUGAAAAAGGCGAAAUUACGACCCUGAAACCGCAAAGACCUCGGGUUUGGCAGAUUUUGGCUCAGGUAGGCCGUUCAGCCGGAGUUGUGAAGAACUACUUGGCUCAUCCGGAAGUCUUCAACACGUCUAAACCUUCUGGCAAAAAAGGUUUACCACCGCGGCAGAAUUAAGGCAGAGAAAUCCGUUGAGCUUCUAACUACACCAUCUCUGGGUCUCAUAUAGAGCAAGAAAAAGGUCUCAAUUGUAGCAGGAUAGCUAUGCUGAGGGCCUAAGACACAGAGAUGUCAUCACUGGACGUCAUGUAAAGUCGUGCCCCCAGCUGGCCUAGGUUCGGUUAGCGCGCGACCGAAAUUGGCCAAGGUGAUUUUGACAAAACAGGUCCUCCAACAUUACGGCACAAGAAGUAACGCGGUUCUCUUCUGAUGUAAUGACAGUGAUAUGUCCUAUGUGGGAAACCGUCGGGGUCAUCGUCUGACCAUGCAAUCUCUAACAAGGGAAGUCACUUUUUUCGCAGACGGACUUCGGAACGGGACCUAGUAGGUUUCAAACCUGAAGCGUCUGCGAUCAUACAACUGAUUUCCAAAAGUGUUUACGGGGCUUCUCGGCCGAGAAAAUCGACCGCAAAGUUUAGCCGAAAUGAGCGAAUAGCCUCCUCAAAAGAAACAGCUUAUUUCAUCUGCAGUGGUGGCCGAGUGGUCAGCGCGCUCGCUUUUUGCGCCAGAAGACGUGAGUUCGACUUCGGUCGUCUGCGGAUGCAUUUCUUUUGGCCAUUGAAUCAAAUAGAGAGAUGCCGUUAACAUCACAUAUGCUAAUUAUUAGCAAUUUUUAAUAAAACACAAAUUUAGGAACUAUAUCUUCAUUAACCCAGCCCUGUUUUGACUUUACAAUAUUCAUGAACAUUCAGCUUUGAAUUUAUGUUUAAAUUACUGUAAAAAAUUACAAAAGUGUAUACAUUUUAUGUUUACAUACUAAAUCAAUAUUUACGAACCAAAAAAGAAAAUAAACUGCGCAGAGGAUCGAACCCGCCUCUUCUGGCGCAAAAAGCGAGCGCGCUGACCACUCGGCCACCACUGCAGAUGAAAUAAGCUGUUUCUUUUCAGGAGGCUAUUCGCUCAUUUCGGCUAAACUUUGCGGUCGAUUUUCUCGGCCGAGAAGCCCCGUAAACACUUUUGGAAAUCAGUUUUAUGAUCGCAGACGCUUCACAUUUGAGACCUACUAGGUCCCGUUCCGAAAUCCGUCUGCGAAAAAAGUGACUUCCCUUGUAAGGAAUUCGGUUCUGCAACGCUGGGAAACUGACCCUUGACUAUUCAACCUGUUUUGUCAAGGUCAUCUUGGCCAAUUUCGGUCGCGGGCUAACCGAACCUAGGCCAGCUGGGGGCACGACUUUACAUGACGUCCAGUGAUGACAUCUCUGUGUCUUACAAGGGAAUGGUUUGAACUGUCCGUGAGCUUUCGACAUGAGACCCCCAAAUUCUGAAAGAGCGUACAAAAUUUAGUAGGAAUCCGUUUUCUAUUUUUGCCGAAUGGUCUUGAGAGACGAGAAAUAUCGACAGAAAUAUCCGACUAAAGGAAAUGAAAGAGAGAAAAGAUAAACCGAAAGGCCCAAGAAAGCGUUACCAAAUAGUCUCGUGGAAAAAGUUCCACGCGCAAAUCUUUUGGCAGAGGGAGGUCUUGGAGGUUCGAGUCCAACCGAAACGGAUAUCCUCGGCUUGAACGUAAAUAUCAGUUACUGUAUUCUAUAGCUAUGUAAAAAAUUUUUUAAAGUUUAUUCAGGUGUUUUACAGAUUUCUUUGCAAAAUUUCGAGAAAACUUGACAAUUUGGCAACAUUUUUGAGUUUUCGAUGAUGCCAUUUGUCAAUCUUCUGGUAUGUUAAAGAUGUUUUUGGACCAUUCCAGGAGGUGUUCCAUGAUCUUGCAGAUUUUUUCGGGAUUCCAGAAAAGAAUGUUGCCAACUUUUCACCUUUCCUCAAAAUUUUGCAAAAAAAGUUGAAAAGAUUAUUUUUGGAUCCCUGCGUCAGCGUAUAAUGGACCGCGUGAAUAUUUACGAAAAAGUCGAUUUUGAAUCUUUUGGUUUAAAAUGACUGUAAACAUGUAUUUAACAAAAGCCCAAAAUAUUUUUCCCGAAUUCUGCCAUGAAGGUAGAAAUUUGCAUAAAUUUGUCCUUUCUUGAAUUUUAUGCCUCACGGCAUCAUAGAAAGAGGUAAUGACCCGAAAUUCUGGAUAUAUACGUUUUUGCUGAUUGAGCAUUCAAUUUUUUGAAAAUCAAGUUUCUAAGAUUACUGUAACAUAAGUACAUUAAAACCGGUCGAUAAAAAUCGACCGUCCCAAGACCAUUCGGCAAAAACAGAAAGCGGAUUCUUACUAAAUUUUGUACGCUCUUUCAGAAUUUGUGGGUUUCAUGUUGAAAGCUCACGGACAGUUCAAACCAUUUCCUUGUUAGGCCCUCAGCAUAGCUAUCCUGCUACAAUUGAGACCUUUUUCUUGCUCUAUAUGAGACCCAGAGAUGGUGUAGUUAGAAGCUCAACGGAUUUCUCUGCCUUAAUUCUGCCGCGGUGGUAAACCUUUUUUGCCAGAAGGUUUAGACGUGUUGAAGACUUCCGGAUGAGCCAAGUAGUUCUUCACAACUCCGGCUGAACGGCCUACCUGAGCCAAAAUCUGCCAAACCCGAGGUCUUUGCGGUUUCAGGGUCGUAAUUUCGCCUUUUUCAAAUUCUGUCACUGUUUUUCGUCGUAGCAUGCCAGAAGGACCCCUAAGGAAACCACUAAGCCAAAUAACUUACUUUGCUUCAGCACCAACGGCAAGAAAAUGGCAAAACAUUGCGCGAAUUUAUAAUUUUGUCGCAAAGAAAAUUACCAAAAUUUCGGUUUUUUCAACUUUUUUCCAAAUUGUGGAAACUUUCCACAAUAAUUUUUUGGCACAAGAUUUAUAGUACACUGGUACACAUUGGGGCCAAAUAUGGCACAGUUUUAUUGAAAACCAAAAAAGUUACAGCGAUUUUAAAAGUGCAUUUAUAAUUUUGUCGAGCAGUGUAUAUCCAACUCAUACCGCUUGCAGAGGUCCUCUAUAUUGCCCCCGAACUGCUGCGUCUACCGAUUAUCUGCCUAAGCGGCACCAAACCCGGCGAUAUCUACUCUCUAUCCAUUCUCCUCGCACAAAUCGUCACUCGGCAUUCUGUCUGGAGCAUCAAGGAGAGAAAUCUGAAUAUUGAGGAGGUUUGCCGCCGCGUCAUCAAGAAGACGGAGCCUUUGGAGAGGCCGUCACUGGAGCACGACAACAACGUCUAUAUCGAUACGCGCCUCCAAAUUAUGAUUCAGAAUUGCAUGGAGGAGAGGCCGGAGAAUCGGCCCGAAAUUCAGCAUGUCAAGAGUGUGGUGAAGAGCCUGGACAACAAGAAGAGCAGCAACUUGAUGGACUACAUGUUCGCGUUGAUGGAGGAUCGCGCAAUGGACCUCGAGCAGCAGGUUCAAUCGCAAACGGCCGAGUUGUUGGACGAGCAACGCAAAGCCAACCUCCUUCUGUACCGCAUGAUGCCCGCCUCGGCGGUGGACGUGCUGCGGCGGGGAGAGAGCGUGAAGCCCGAGCUCUACGACAUGGCUACGGUCUUCUUCUCGGAUAUCGUUGGGUUUACGGUGCUUUCCUCGAAAAGCUCCCCGCUUCAAAUCAUCAGUUUCCUGAAUCAGGUCUACACCAUGACCGAUGACAUUAUCGACCAGCAUGAUGUGUAUAAAGUGGAGACAAUCGGCGAUGGAUUGCAUUGCGUGUCGGGAAUUCCGACACGGAAUGAGAACAAUCACGUCAGAGAGAUAGCGGACAUGGCGUUAGCGCUGCAGAAGUCAGUCAAACUGCUGUACCUGCCUCACUUGCCAAACGAAAAGAUCCAGAUGCGGUUUGGAAUUCAUUCAGGACCCUGUGUUACUGGGAUUGUUGGAAUCACGGCCCCAAGAUACUGUGUUUUCGGAAAUACAGUGAGCUUAGCGGCCAAAAUGGAGAGUUCGAGUAAACGUAAGUAAAUUUGUGCCAAGCUUCAUUUUAUAGCUUCUAACUUUCUAACAUAAAACUGGGUAGGAGUGCAAUCGUGUGCAUGCAAACUUAACGUUGUCCCUUUCAGCAGGUCGGAUCCACGUAAGCCCAACAUCCAAAGAAUUGAUCGAUCAGUUCUUUCGCACACGUUUUCAUUUGGUGGAGCGGGGAGAAAUACACAUAAAGGUACACACCAGGUUCUGUGGAUUCUGAGGAUUUGCACAGCGCGGUCUUCGCGCGUCGCUGCGAAAAUCGCGAAAAAAGUGCUUUGCACAGUGCAUUUGACCCAAAAACACCAUAUGCUCAGUGCAACUUCGUUUUUUGCCGUACAUCGCGCGCGAUUCCCAUUUAUCGCUGCAAAAAAUCAUUUUUUCAGAGUGUGGCGGGAUUCGGGGCCGCGACAACUGCUCAGGACUUUUUGCUCGACAUUCUGCUUCGAGAAAUCCAUAGUCCUGAUAAUUUGUCGCGCCCCCGAAUUCUGUCGCACUCAGAAAAAUUUAUUUUUCACUACGAAAAAUGGGAAUCGCGGACGAUGCAAGGGAAAAAACGAAAAUGCACUGUGCAAAUGGUGUGUUUGGGUCAAAUGAACUGUGCAGUCCACUUUUUUCGCGAUUUUCGCAGCGACGCGCCAAAACCGCACUGCGCAAAUUAUCAGGGCUUUUUGUCCCUAAUGAUAAUUCUUUCGCUUUUCAGAACCAUGACGUCAUGCGCACCUACUGGCUGGUUCCGGCCAGCGAAGUAGAGGACUUUCAGGCAUAG
This is a messenger RNA of Bursaphelenchus xylophilus (pine wood nematode), 9628 nucleotides long. The record is from the annotation of a GenBank genome assembly. NCBI's taxonomy places the organism in Eukaryota, Metazoa, Nematoda, Chromadorea, Rhabditida, Aphelenchoididae.